CACUUUCUCCCUUUCACAGCGACUUGCGCCCCUGUGGACUGAAAUUUUUCUACCUGUCUGCAUUUUUUUAACGCAAGCUGUGCCAGUGUGCUGUGUGUUCAAGACUGCUUCUUGACUCUGUUGUCUGCCAUUCUCCCCGCGUAACUUUAGGUCAAUCAAUUGACGCUUCAUUAUGUCGAGACCGGCCGUGUCACGAGCUUUCGCUCGAUGCAUAAGGCAGUCCAAACGACCAAGAAUUUCUCAUGGUAUCCCAUUCAUGGCUGUUCAUAGCCAUGGGCGGAGAAACGCAUCUUCAAAACAUCCGAAAGGUUUCGUCCCUCCGACGCAAGAAGAUCUAUUAGAGCUUCGAGAGCGUGUCAGACUAUUCACAAAGCGCGAAAUCCCGGAGGAGUUUGCGCAAAAGGUCGAUCAUACAAAUGAGUUUCCUCCAGAAAUGUGGCAGAAACUCGGGGAAGCAGGCUUCUUGGGUCCGACUGCCGAUGAGGAGUAUGGAGGACUUGGCAUGGGAUACCAAGCCCACUGCGUGAUCAUGGAGGAAAUGUCACGGGCGUCUGGAUCCAUUGCACUCUCGUAUGCAGCCCACUCUCAACUUUGCGUCAACCAACUGCAGCUCAACGCCACGCCUGAGCAGAAAGAUAAAUAUCUGAGAAAGUUGACUACAGGUGAACACGUAGGCGCGCUGGCUAUGAGCGAGCACUCUGCCGGGAGCGACGUUGUGAGCAUGAAAAUGACCGCGAAGGAAGUGGACGGUGGUUAUCUCCUCAAUGGAACCAAAAUGUGGAUUACGAACGGGCCAGACGCGCACACCAUCGUUGUCUACGCAAAGACAGACGUGAAUGCUGGCUCAAAGGGAAUCACGGCAUUCAUUGUUGACACAACCGAGGCAAAAGGCUUCAGCGUGGCGCGAAAGCUCGACAAGCUCGGUAUGCGAGGCAGCAAUACCGGUGAACUCAUUUUUGAGGAUGUAUUCGUGCCGAAGGAGAACGUUCUUGGAAAGGUAGGCAAGGGCGUCAAGGUGCUAAUGGAAGGACUCGAUCUCGAGAGACUGGUGUUGAGUGCGGGGCCAUUGGGAUUAAUGAGGGCAGCCUUGGAUCUGGCGCUACCAUACACACAUACGAGGAAGCAGUUCGGAGAGCCAAUUGCACAUAAUCAGCUGCUGCAAGGGAAACUGGCAGACAUGUACACAAAAUAUCUCUCGAGCGCUGCCAUGACGUAUUCAAUUGCAGCCGCGGUCGAUAAUGGCGUGCCCUCGCACUUCGCAUCAGCCCCAAGCUUGUUUGAAGAUGCGGAUCUCGGGACUGAUUCGCUUGAUAGAGAUCCAAUUGUAAAAACUCAGGACUGCGCUGGGGCGAUCCUGUAUGCGGCAGAACGCGCGACAGAAUGCGCGCUUGAUGCGAUUCAGUGCUUGGGCGGCACCGGCUAUGUCAACGAGGUUUCCGCGGGACGACUGCUACGGGAUGCCAAGUUGUACGAGAUCGGCGCGGGCACGAGCGAGAUCAGGAGGAUGGUCAUUGGAAGAGCGUUCAAUCGAAUGUAUAAGCAAAAGAUCUAAUGACCUGGGGAUUUGAGAGCCGCAGUAUCUCUAAUGUACCUUCUGUCGAUGCAGUGCAUCUUAGAGGACAUGGAAAAGUCCGCGUCGAUGUCAAAGCGUGCGGGAAUAUAGAAGCACGCAUGGUGGCUGGGAAAGUGAUGUGCAAGAUAAUGAAAGAGUGAAAAGUCUUGCGAAAUGCAUUUUCCAAAUCGGAACCUGGACCUAGUACACAGAGGCGCAACAUAACGUGCAAGCCUGUAGCUUCAAUUAAGUCCAGGCGUUGGUAGAGUCGAUAUCAAUCCACGUAGGGCCGUUUAAAUGUGCCAAGUCAAGAGUGAGCUUUUGCUGACCAUGCAUGAUUCCACAUUUU
Molecule: messenger RNA, 1901 nt
Organism: Verruconis gallopava
Lineage: Eukaryota; Fungi; Ascomycota; Dothideomycetes; Venturiales; Sympoventuriaceae
Exons: 2
Coding region: 173-1552 (459 amino acids)
Biological process (GO): L-leucine catabolic process
Molecular function (GO): flavin adenine dinucleotide binding; 3-methylbutanoyl-CoA dehydrogenase activity
Source: RefSeq, a predicted model, not a curated record